CGCGCGGCGGAGGAUGCCCGCCACCCGCGAGCGGCGCGGGCGCAGCGACGAGUCGGAGGGCAGCGACGGCAGGGACAAGAAGAGAAGGAAAUUGGUUCUCAGCGUCUCCAACCUGAGCAGAAACGUGAAUCAGGAACAUUUAAAAGAGAUUUUCGGCAAUUAUGGGAAGGUCAAGGACGCGACCCUCGCGAUCGACAAGGUCGUUGGCCUCCCGAAGGGCUACGCCUACGUAGAGUUCUCUUCCGAGCGGGAGGCGGACAGCGCCGUCUCGCACCUGCACGGCGGCCAGAUCGACGGCAACGUCAUAAAGGUCGAGUGGCAGGACCAGCGGAAGAAGCAGCCGGCAAGAGUAGAGCCCCCCCCGCGGCCACCGCCGCCGGAGCCGAGAAAGGCCGAGGUGCGGAGUCGCGCGCCCCCGGCGCGGGCCGACCGGGACCGAGAACGGGACCGGGGCCGCGACGAGCGGAAGGAGCCGCGGAGGGACGACCGCAAGGACCGCGACAGGGACGACGACCGCAAGCGGGCGGGCGACCGCGACCGGGACAGGGAACGGGCGAAGGAGAAGGCCAGAGACGAAGACCGUCGCGACCGGGAUCGAGACGGCAAGAAGGACAGCGACAGAAGAGGCGACAAAGAUAAAGAUCGGGCCAAGGAGCGGGCCAGUGACAGGGAGAAGGAUCGACCCAAGG
This is a messenger RNA of Prorocentrum cordatum, 689 nucleotides long. Lineage: Eukaryota; Dinophyceae; Prorocentrales; Prorocentraceae. The record is from the annotation of a GenBank genome assembly.